Molecule: messenger RNA, 1536 nt
Organism: Symbiodinium necroappetens
Lineage: Eukaryota; Dinophyceae; Suessiales; Symbiodiniaceae
Source: the annotation of a GenBank genome assembly
AUGUGCUUCAUGGUGAGCUGUCCCUACGUGCCGCCGCACGAGUUCGACCUGGACUUCCCGCACCUGAUGCUGCGCUAUCGCGCGGCCGAGCAGCGCCAGGGCAAGGGCGAGCGCGGCCUGGCCGCCGAGCUGACCAAGACCGACCGCAACGGCAAGCUGGGCUCGCUGCUGCCGGCGCUGGCGAACUGGGCGAUCAAGGUCGACAACGGCAUGACCCGGCCGCUGAUGGAGCGCCUGGCCGACGUCCACCGCGAGGCCUGGCUGCCCAAGUUCCACGGCACCAGCUUCGAGGAGCGGGCGCGCGGCGACGGCGUCGAGGUCAACCGCGACGCGCCGGCCUUCGGCCGCAAGGUGGUGCUCUACGCCACCUGCUUCGUGAACUUCAAUCACCCCUCGACCGGCAGCGCCACCCGCCAGGUGCUGGCCAAGAACGGCGUCGAGACCCAGGUCGUCUAUCCCGAGUGCUGCGGCAUGCCGCAGCUCGAGCAGGGCAAGGUCGAAAGCGUCGCUCAGAAGGCCAGGCGCAUCGCCGGCGAGCUGGAAGGCUGGGUCGACCAGGGCUACGAGGUGGUCGCGCUGACCUCCUCCUGCGCGCUGAUGCUGAAGUUCGAGUGGCCGCUGCUGCUGCCCGAGGACGCCACCGUCAAGAAGCUGAGCCAGGCAACUUACGACAUCACGGAGUACGUGGUCGACAUCGCCAACAAGGAGGGCCUGGCCGAGGGGCUGGGCGAGCUGGACGGCGGCGUGGCGCUGCACAUCGCCUGCCACGCGCGCGCCCAGAACAUGGGCAUGAAGGCGCGCGACAUGAUGAAGCUGAUCCCCCAGGCCGACAUCAAGAUGCUGCCGCGCUGCUCCGGCCACGGCGGCACCUGGGGCGUGCGCAAGCAGCACUUCGAUCAGGCCAUGAAGGUCGGCAAGCCGGCCAUGCGCGACGCCCUGAAGGCCGAGAAGACCUACGUCUCCAGCGAAUGCCCGCUGGCCGCGCUGCACCUGCUGCAGGGCAUGGACCGCCUGGCCCAGGACAAGCCGGACGGCCCGCAGCCCACCGAGCAGGCGCCGCGAGCCGAAGCGAUGAGCACCGCCGUCAAGCGCCGCAUCGAGCGCGGCGACAUCCUGCCGAUGACCGAGUACGAGAGCCAGCGCAAGGAGCGCCGCAAGAAGCUCGUCGAGAUGCUCUACAUCGAAAAGGGGGGUGAAGAGCAGAUCGCCGACGAGCUGAGCGCCUACAACCCGCUGAUCCCGCAGGGCCGCGAGCUGGUCGCGACCGUGAUGUUCGAGAUCGACGACCCGGUGCGCCGCAAGGGCUUCCUGUCCAAGCUGGGCGGCAUCGAGGAGACGGCCUUCAUCGAGAUCGACGGCGCCGAGCGCCUCGUCGGCAAGCCGGAGGAGGACGUCGACCGCACCACCGCCGACGGCAAGGCCAGCUCGGUGCAGUUCAUCCACUUCCCCUUCACCGACGCCCAGGCCGAGGCGAUGAAGACCCCGGGCACCAAGGUGGUGCUGGGCUUCACGCACCCCGCCUACAGCCACAUGGCG